Molecule: messenger RNA, 4429 nt
Organism: Struthio camelus australis
Lineage: Eukaryota; Metazoa; Chordata; Aves; Struthioniformes; Struthionidae
Source: RefSeq, a predicted model, not a curated record
AUGGCCAAAAGUCUGGGAGGUUUUGCUAGUACCCAGUAUCUGCUUUCUUUCAGAGAUGAAACUCAGCGAUCCUACUCCAUAAGGGAACAACUACCGCUUUUAGAUCGGUCGAACCAACGGACAAGACGGGCAGGGUCCGAGGGGGACAGCGUCAACGGCGGCUCUGCCUCGGGCACCGCCAGCAGCGCGCACCCGGAAGUUGUUUCCUUGUCUCUGUAUUUGGCAAAGGUAGGACUGCGGAAGAGCCAUGCUAACCAUAAGGAAGAGGGGACUUGUUUUAUAGGGAGUAAGAGACUGAUAACGCAGAACCCCCCCCAGACCAAGUGCCUUCAAAGUGUCCUGAAAGAAGUGGAGCUCAUCCGGAGCUCCAGGGAUGGACAAAUUGAAGAAGCAAUUAGGUUCAAUCAAGAACUGGAAAGAGAGCUGAAGAGCUCUCAGGAAGCUCUAGUCAACCUGGAAGACUGCAACCGUAACCUGAAGAGGGAACAAGCGGAAAUGAGGAAAAAGGUUGAAGAAGCAAGACACGCGGUCCUUAACAGUCUUGGCAAAGUGAAGGAGCUAGAAGUGAAAGCUAACAAAGUGCCACAUUUGCAAAUAUACAUUCAGCAGCUAGAAUCGGAACUGCAGCAUUAUAGAUCAGAAAUCAUGAAAUGUCAGCCUCCUUCAAGCAGCAGCCCAGAGCAGAAAGAAGGAACAGCUUCACCGGAUGGAAGUUACGGCUUAUCUGCUGCGCAACAAGAUCGAAGAUCUCCCACUGGUGGCACUGGCGUUUCAGAGAACGUCGAGGAUCAGAUGUUCCGAUCGGUGGAGGGCCAGGCCGCCUCUGACGAAGAGGAGGAGAAGUGGACAGGAGACCAACAGUCCCAAGAGGCUGAAGUGAAUAAAAUACUGGCCCAACUCCCUUGUUGUGGCAGUGGAUGUGAUGAAAAAAUGAGGAAAAAGUUGAUGUCUUAUUUUGGGACAACCAAAACUGAUAACUAUCAAGCAGCCUCUGUGGAGCUAGCAGGAAGAAUCACACAGCUAACUGAACAGCUCGAGCUCAAAGGGCAUAAAGUGAAAAAACUGGAAACAAAUAUGGAAGAGAUGAAAGGCCCAUUGCUAGGUGAACUGCAGCAAAAGGUGGAGGAGACCGAAUUGUUGAAGAUGGAGCUACAGAUGUUGGAGACUGAGAGAGUUAGGCUGUCACUCGUGGAAGAAAAGCUCAUGGAUGUUUUACAGCUUCUUCAACAGCUUCAAGACUUGAACAUAUCUAAGCGAGCCUUGGGGAAAAUCUUGCUGAGCACUUUGGAAUCCUGCCGUGACCCCCAAAAUGGAAAAGCCCACCUAUUUGAAGUCCUAGAUACUCUUUACCAUGAGUUGACUGCCUGUGAACUCUUACAAAGUCAACCUCUGGAGCAGGCGCAGAAUCACCAGUCCUUGUCUAACCCGCUGGUCAUCUCGUGCUGAGCAACAGUGCCGACGACAGCUCCUCAGAGCCUGCCAAACAGCAGCCGCUGCUCAUUCAAACAACAGACGAAUGAAUAAGAUUUGACCAAUUCAAAGGAGCUCAAUAAUGGAGAAGAGUAGCAGAAUAAUUAAGCCACGAAAUCAAAGGUAUGCUGCUUCUGGGAAGAGCGCUAAUUCCUCAGCUAACUUCAAAGUCAUUCCUUAUUUGAAUGAGCGUUCACAGGACGUGAGGACUACUUAACAGUGGCCGUCUCCGACAGGAGCCUAACCAGUUAUGGCCCUGUAACUGCACUGGCUAAACAAACACGUAUUCCCGUUACACUUGCAAAUACACAGAAGUAUUCCAAUUUUGUGAUAACAGAAUCAUUUUAUCCAAAAGCAAAAGACAGCCUUUCUAGUCACCGGCAAGUAAGCUGUGUUCUAAACGUACAAGGGGCAAAACUACUAUAUUAUAAAUAUACACAUAUGAAUAUAGGCCAGUAGUGCAAGUUAAAUACUCAUGUAUAAAACGUAUGUUUGUAUGUUUCUAUAUAUGUGAAUACAAUUAUUGACCCUAUUUAACUCUAAAGUUAGAUUUAUGUUACUGUUCUGCUGAAUUUUAUAUUUGUAAUUGCAGAAACACCUUAGAAAUCUGCAACUGUCCUCACUGAUGAUAGUCUUAGAUUUUAUACUAAAAGUUACAUUUAACUGCUUGAAAAAUGCACAAAGCAAUCUUGUUUCCAGGCUCUCAGGGAAAGGAAAGACUGAAAAAUUCACUUUGCGACAGCUGCCAUCAUUGCAUUAGCAAAUGACACGUGGAGUACACGACUUCGUUCUCCGUUUAAUUUCCCUCAGUGCAACUGCAGCGACACAGACAUAGGUCCCACCUGCAGACGAAUGGAAGUAAAACGCUGGGCCUAAUCAUGGCACCACAUAACAUUUUAAUCAGCAAUAAAGUAAUUCCCUGGGGGCAAAAGUAAAAAAAACAGGUUGCUGCCAAGUUGCCUUUGCUGUUUCAUUCCACUGUCGAACACAGAAACUAAAGAAGCAGAGUUCUUAAAACACCCAAUUGAAUUUAUGUUACUAAAAAGAUGUACUGUAGUAGUUCUAAAAAUAUGAAACAAUUUGCCUGAGAUAAUGCCAGCAAUGGAAUAAGACCAUUAAAUUCAGAAUUGUGUACAUACUAAUUUUUUCCAUGAAAGUGGAUUUCAUACGGGAAAAAAAAGUUUGUAUCACAAUGCAAUUUGGGGAUUGAGGAGAUUUCUAUUCCUUUUUAUUCAUAAUUCACUGUAUAGCUCACAUAGGUCUCCCAUCCAAAACUGCACUACGUUACUUAACGUUUUGAAACAUGCUGGUAGCAAAAACAUGCAGUAGACACUUUCAUUUCAUUUUAGAGAAAAAGGUGUUUGGCAAACAAUGGGUCAAACAUUGUUUGUUCAAUGGUGUUACCUGGGAUUUUUUCUGGUUUAACAGAGGAAGUUUAUAAAAAGAUAUAUAUUCAAUAUAGAUAUAUUUUUUCACAGUAGAUUUUUCAUCAAAAUAAUUUAGACAGGGCAGAUAGACAUAGUGCAAUAUUCGCUCUAAGAGACCUGUAUGCUAAUACUACAUAUAGCACUAACUGUAAUAUUAAAUACAAUACACUAAUACUUAGUAUACUAAGCAGUAUACUAAGAACAAUACAUACUAAAUGCGCAACAAGUAAAAAUUACCUAAAAUGGGCAGGAGUUAACUCCCCGUUUGGGUUCAUUUUCUACAAAAGCAAGAACAAUUAUUAGCUCAUGUUCGGUAUAGUUCUCUUGGACUUUCCUAGGAAUACUGUAUAUGUAUAAAGAGAGAAAAUGCCAGUAAAGCAUUAAAUAUGCAUGAUCUGUGCGUAUACUUGACAGAAAAGACACUUCAGGAAUAGGAUUACAAUGCAAAUACAUACCUGAUUACGAAUUCUCUCAAGCACUACAGUAUUCUUUCAUGAUAUGAAUUAAUACUGCUUGUUGUAUACUCUCUCUCCAUAUAUACAUGUAUUUGUAGAAUUUAUACACUUAUGUAUACCUUAGUAUUGCUAAUUGCAUACUUUGGGGAUCUUUUUUCACCACUGAGUUUCUAUUUCACUUUCUAAUAUAUUUCUAGAAAUCUAGACUAUUAAGUAGACUGAUGUGCUAAUGACAAAACGGGGGACGAGCAAUACAGUCCGAGUACUGCACAGCUUAUCCAAGCAGCAGUGCAGCUGUAGUUGGAAGCUGAAAAAUGUCAUUGGAAACACUGGUUAUUUCUGGUGUUAAGGAAGAAGCAAACAGCUGAGAUUAAAGGAAGGUUUUGUGAAUAAAUAAAAAGCAGUUAACUGAUCUAGGAAGGACCAAAACUGUAUCUUGUUAAAUUAAGUUCAAGUACUGUAACAUUUUCUAUUUCUCUAAGAAAUGGCUAAAAAUCAGAAUGAUUUUGAUAUAUCAGUAUGUCCAGGGGUAAUGGAUUAUGAAGGAAGUCAGACCUGCUGUAUUUUCAUAAGAAACUCUGCUCUUCAGGACUGAUUAAGAAACAACCAUCAGUCAAAUCCUUACUGGAAAUCUGUGGCAGAGUGAAGUAUUUUACUUCAAAAUAGUUUCUUUGUGACCUUAAAAUUGAUUCUUUUCUUAAAUACUUUUACCUUUUUUUAUACUGGGUCUGAGAACAGUGUUGCUGAGGCUGACAAAUAUUUCACAUGAACCUAUAUAAAUAUGUGAUUUUAAAUCAACGUAAAUGAGAAAUUUCCAGUUCUGCCUCAGAAGAAGUAGGCUUCAAUAGUACAAUUUACAAUUUGGAACACGUUCAAAAGAGACUGCACAGAAGCCCUGGAAAGUAAAGCUGGUGUUUCAAAGUCUCCAACCGUAAGUUUUGGUUUUCUUAAUGGCGUAGCUCCCGAGUCAAGUGAUUAUAGCAGAUUUCAGCUACCUUUUUGUUAAAAUGUCUUACUUUUCUGAGCAUGGGAAUGUAUCUCAGAUAAACAGCAAAUAAAAAUACUAUCUGAUCAGGA